AUGUCCUCGAGCAACUCUGCACCGUCCUUGUCGAAUUUAUUUCCGGACUUUGAGGACAACAAAACGAUCUUUGUGAGUGGUCUAACCAACAAUGUGACCGACUCCCUCCUCUCUUCCGUUGUAAUGGAGAAAUUUCCGACCGAAGUAGUAAGUAUCCAUGUCACCAAGAAUGAAUCCCACUUUGACACUCCAAUAGCUUACAUUAACAUGUCCACUCAUGAUGCAGCCAAAAGGGUCAUAAGUACAUUAAACGGUGUUAUGGUCGAUGGUAAACCAAUCAACAUGUUUUGGGCUUUAAAGGAUUUCAAGCAAAGAACAGACACUCAGACCAAUUUGUUUGUGAAAAACAUUAAGAAGUCGGUCAACCAGAAGGAACUCCAAGACGUCUUCUCUGCCAUUGGAGAAACCCUAAGCGUCAAACUUUCAUUAAAUGAAAAGGGUGAAUCGAACGGCUUUGGAUAUGUCAAGUACAGAACUCUCGAAGCAACACAAGCCGCGUUGGACAAAUCCGACGAGCUCAAAGCAAAAAUCGGUGAAGAGACAUUUGUCGUCCAGAAAUUCGAGAAACAGAACAAGAGCAGGAAGACUAAUUUGUACGUCUACAACAUCGACAAAAAGGUUACUGAGGAGCAAUUCAUUAAGUACUUCGAGACUUUCGGUCCUAUUCGAAAGACCUCCGACAAGAAGCCACAAGUCUUAUUUGUCUCCGAAGAGACUAAAGACACCGCAAAGGGCUUUGUCGACUUUGAGAACGAAGAAGACGCUGCUAAGGCCGUUUCUGCUCCCAAAAAUUCAGUUUUAGGAAAUGGUGAAAUCGUCGUUGCUUAUUACAAAAAUAAGGAAGAGAGACGCCGAGAGUGGAAGGCUAAGACUGCUGAAGUCAAAGCAAAUAUCAAAGGAAAGUAUAAGGACUUCAACUUGUACGUCGACACUCUUAAAGAGUCGAUCACCGAGAAAGAAAUCCGAGAAGGACUUGGAGAGGAAGGUGAAAUCUACUCGUUGAGCAUUCGAUGGGUCGACAGAAAACCAACCGGCGUUGCUUAUUUGUGUUACACCACUGCUGAAGGAGCUAACAACGCUAUUGUUAAAGGCACUCAACUCGGCUGGAAAGUCUUCAAGUUCUUGAACAAACAAGAGAUUGCCGUCAGCGAUAUGGCCUACGGUAAUUUCAUGAACCAGGCCUUCUUAAUGAGCUAUAUUAACUACUUCCAACAGUUAACUUCCUUACAACCAUAUCAAAAAAAGAAAUCAAACGGACCAAGAAGAGAAAGAAAGGACGACAGAAGCGAUAGAAGAGAAGAGAAAGGCGGAAGAAGAGACCGGGAUGACAAGCGCCACGAGAGAACAGAAAAACAAGAAAAGGUCGAGACUAAAGUCGAAAAGAAAGAAGAGAAGAAGGACGUGAAGGUCGAGGCAAAGCCAGACCAAAUUACCGAAGAUAUGAGAAACGAACUCGGUGAGAACUUGUUCUUAUACGUCGAGAAGUACACUAAGGCUGAUGAAGAGAAGAACGGCAGAAUCACUGGUGUCCUCCUUGAUUCGAUCAAGUUCGAACAACUUAAAGCUAUGCUCAACAACGAAGAUAAGAAGGAUAUCAACGGAGUUAUCGACGAAGUGAUCGAGACCCUCAAGAAGAUCUGA
Messenger RNA from Entamoeba invadens IP1, 1641 nucleotides. RefSeq names its product polyadenylate-binding protein, cytoplasmic and nuclear, putative. The transcript has a single exon. The record is from RefSeq and is a predicted model, not a curated record. The coding region runs from base 1 to 1641 and encodes 546 amino acids. Lineage: Eukaryota; Evosea; Mastigamoebida; Endamoebidae. Gene Ontology annotation, cellular component: ribonucleoprotein complex; cytosol; nucleus. Gene Ontology annotation, molecular function: poly(A) binding; poly(U) RNA binding; mRNA 3'-UTR binding.